Messenger RNA from Oncorhynchus nerka (sockeye salmon), 1912 nucleotides. RefSeq names its product ubiquitin recognition factor in ER-associated degradation protein 1. Gene Ontology annotation, cellular component: VCP-NPL4-UFD1 AAA ATPase complex. The coding region runs from base 308 to 1237 and encodes 309 amino acids. The transcript has 12 exons. Gene Ontology annotation, molecular function: polyubiquitin modification-dependent protein binding. Lineage: Eukaryota; Metazoa; Chordata; Actinopteri; Salmoniformes; Salmonidae. The record is from RefSeq and is a predicted model, not a curated record.
CAAUUUGAGCUCAAAGAACAAAUAGCGCAUAGCUAUAGGGUAUCUAUCCAUCCAGCUCUGUGAGCCAAUCCCGUAGGAUGUGAUCUUGUUUUCUGGAUUAUUGAUUGCUGUUCAUGCUUUGUUUUGUGAUAUUCGUCACUUCCUGCUGUCAUCGUGGCUAAGCGGAAAACAACAUUGGAGUUUCAGCCAGCAGUUUGCCGGAGCAGUAAUAAGCUAUUUAAUAGAAGAAGAAUAACAAAUAAGCUAUUUAUUAUAGCUUUAUUCAAUACAUUUUGAUAUAUAACGUUUUGGCGUACAGUAGCACAUCAUGUUUUCCUUCAACAUGUUUGAUCACCCAAUCCCACGGGCUUUCCAAAACCGCUUCUCCACUCAAUACCGCUGCUACUCUGUGUCGAUGCUGGCGGGUCCCAACGACCGGUCGGAUGUGGAGAAAGGAGGAAAAAUUAUAAUGCCGCCAUCAGCACUUGAUCAACUAAGCAGACUUAACAUUACCUACCCCAUGUUGUUCAAACUGACCAACAAGAACUCAGACAGAAUGACACACUGUGGUGUCUUGGAGUUUGUAGCAGAUGAGGGUAUUUGUUACCUGCCACACUGGAUGAUGCAGAAUCUCCUGCUGGAGGAAGGGGGCCUGGUCCAGGUGGAGAGUGUUAACCUCAUGGUGGCAACAUACUCCAAGUUCCAGCCUCAGAGCCCAGACUUCCUGGAUAUCACUAACCCCAAAGCAGUGUUGGAAAAUGCCUUGAGAAACUUUGCCUGCUUAACCACAGGAGAUGUUAUUGCAAUUAACUACAAUGAAAAGAUCUAUGAACUGCGAGUGAUGGAGACUAAGCCAGACAAGGCCGUAUCUAUCAUUGAAUGUGAUAUGAAUGUGGACUUCGAUGCUCCGUUGGGUUACAAAGAACCAGAGAGACGUUACAAAGCACCAGAGGAGCCCACAGAAGAGGAAGGAGACCCCAGCACUUGGACUGACAUGGACAUGAGAUUCAGAGCCUUUACUGGUUCAGGCAAUCGUCUGGAUGGCAAAAAGAAAGGCAUUGAGCCUAGCCCCGUCCCCAUCGAUCCCAGUGACAUUAAAAGAGGGAUUCCUAACUACGAGUACAAGGUCGGAAGGAUCACCUUCAUCAGAAACUCCAGGCCUCAGCCCAGGAAAACAACAGAGGAUGAGGAUUCAGAAUUCAUCGCCUUUUCUGGUGAGGGACAGUCACUACGCAAGAAAGGUGGCAGAAAGCCUUGAGGCACUACAGUAUUCAACUGCAGAGACUGACUGACUUACUGUAGACUCUACAUACCCACACAUCCAUCAUAAGAAACCAAUAAAAGCAAGUCAUGAAAAGAGCUGGGUUCAUUUUUCUGUCCCUUAGCAGGAAUCGGCAAGGUUUUACUUUCUUUUGAUGAUAUUGUAACGGUCUUGUCCAUGGUCAGCAUGUUAAAAGCUCUUCUAAAAAACGGAAUGCUAUUCGGACUGAGGUUAGUCAGUGGAGACUUCUGCGGGGAGAACGGCUCACAAUAAUGGCUGGAGCGGAGCGAAUGGAAUGGCAUCAAACCAUGUUUUUGAUACCAUUCAACUUGUGCUGUUCUAGCCAUUACCGUCGUCCCCAAUGAUGGUGCCACCAACCUCCUGUGGUUAGAGUAAAGCCAGCUACCCUUUCCUUUUGCUACAAUAUGAUGAAUAUUUUUAAAAAUCUACCUUGUUUUCUCAUAAUGGGAUUACCCUUGUUGAUGAUGGAGUGGGUUAGAUUAUUCUUUGAAUAUGUAUCAAAUUAAAUAGGAAACGCUUCUGACAUUGGAACCUGUUGAACUCGAACUUUGAGAGUGAUGAGUGGCGGAGGUGGAUAAGAGCCAUUCCUUUGUUUGUUUAUCAACUCUGAAAUAAAGUACAGCGUUUUGAAUAAAGUGCACUCUGUAUAAA